Molecule: messenger RNA, 1452 nt
Organism: Hylaeus volcanicus
Lineage: Eukaryota; Metazoa; Arthropoda; Insecta; Hymenoptera; Colletidae
Exons: 6
Coding region: 157-906 (249 amino acids)
Molecular function (GO): N-acetyltransferase activity
Source: RefSeq, a predicted model, not a curated record
UCUACGUUGGUACCAGAAUGAUAACUGACAUGAUUGAUAACUGACGAGCGGCGCAUUACACAAUUCAUCGGUCAUUUCUCCACAAGUCUUAGACGGUGUUAGUGUCAGAGCGCGGAACGCAUAUUUUAGUGUCUAAAAUAAUACUUGAGAAGUACGAUGAGCAAGGUCGCGAAUAAAUCGGUUACGUUUCCCAUGAAGCCCCCUGGUCAAGCAAAGGUAUGGAAUGUGGUUGAUUGGAUGAAAAAAGAUAGCAAUGAACCACCGAUUAGGAUUUCGAUUCAAGAGAUACCCGAAGACAGGUACGAGGAUGUCCUUGAUCAUAUGUGCACCUAUUUCAUUGUCGACGAACCUAUUUGCAAGUGCAUGAAUGGGGCAGAGGACCCAGAGUACGUAGCACAGUUUCGAAAAACUUGGACGAUGCUUUUAAACCAAGGGUUGUCCGUGGGGGCGUUCGCGGAUAACCCUGAUGGAGGCAAACCAAUCAUAGCGGGUGCCAACAUACUGGGAUUGACCUUCGAGGGAGAAACUUUAGAGGAACUGGAUAUGCAUGAAAAGGAAAAAAAAAUAAUGGUGGCUUUAGAUGAACUAUGCCACGAAGCUGGUGUAUACAAAAGAUACGGAGUAGACAGAUACAUGUCCGCUCUUGGAUUAUCUGUGCAUCCAUCGUUUCGGGGAGCUGGUCUGGGAUAUCAUCUUCUUAAAGCAAGGGAAAACAUAGGUCGCGAGUACAAUAUCCAAGUGACAAGUACCGUGUUCUCUUCGCCGAUCGCGCAGAAGCUGGCUGCGCGAUCGGGGUUCGAAGAUCUCCUCACGAAAGAGUUCAAAGACCUCGUCGACGAGAAGGGAGAACUCUUUCCAAAUAUCACCUCAAAAAUCGUCAAAGUGUCGGCGAAGAAGCUGUAUUAACGUUGACGAUUCGUUGCUAGAAAAGUUACGGCAAUUAGCAUAUUACACGAGCUCGAUGCUUGGGAAGACCUGGGCAAUUUUUAAACGUUAUUUCGGGUGAAACGUUGAAAAUGAUAAAUUUGUAUCAUUGUUCGAAACGGCCUUGACAAUCCGCAGAUGUAGCACCGCGAGGAACUGUUAAUGAUUCCAAUGGGGGAAAAAACUGGAUCAAUAAAACUACUUCAUUAAGUCACUGACAUCGUGCACGUGGACUGAAGUCAUCAUUUUGUGAUGAAAUAUGGCGCACCGUUGCCAAUGUAACUUUUUUACAGGCGAAGUAAAUGUGUUUUUUUCAAACAUCGUUUGCGGAUACCCCAUUAAAAAUGGAGCAAAUAAGCGCACACCAUUUUUUAAUAAAAAAAAGUGAAUCUGAAUCGCAGUCACGUAAAUCGUUUCUGCCUUUACGUAGAGAAAAAAUAAAUAGAAGAUGGAAUGUGUACACACAUAAUUUAGUAUCAUAUAAGUGUUGGAUCAAUAAAAUAAUAAAUUCUAAGCGUAACAUUCUUA